AUGGAUCUCUUAAGAAAAGUAGCACAGAAUACUGUCAUUGUUAUUUCAACAUUAACGGGAUCUGGAAAAUCCACCAUGCUUCCCGCACUAUUAAUGGCCAAUGGAUACGAAAAAAUAAUUGUCACUCAACCACGAAGAUUACCAUGUCAGUUAUUAUCAAAUCAUGUUAAUUCAAAAAUAGCAGGCAUAACCGGAUGGGCUGUAUCUGGUAUUCAAUGUUCUGCUGAUUCCCCCAUUAUUUAUUUAACAGAUGGAUUAUUAAAAGAAUAUCUUUUGUUUAACGAAAAACUUCUUUUGAAACGUAUCAACAAAACUAAAAAAGGCUUUGUGUUUUUCAUCGAUGAAGUGCACGAACGAUCAAUAAAUAUCGAUCUAUGUCUGGCGCUCUUAGCCCGUUUAUUAUCCACAAAACCACAGCUAACCACUAAAAUUAAAAUCAUUAUAUCUUGGGCUACAUUAGAUAUUGCCGUAUCUCGGAAUUUAUUUCAUCCAAUAAAACAUUGUCAAUUCGAAGAAUUUAUUUUACCAACAAUGAACAGACUCUAUAAUAUGACUAAACAUGUGAGUGAUGAAAAUGUUCUCGAUUUAGUUCAAACGUUAUAUCCAACUUUGAGAAGUGGCGAAAAAAUGCUAUGUUUUUUCAAAUCAACAUUGGAAGUCAUGCAAUCGAUUAAACUACUAAAAGAUAUGGGUAACAACACUAUCGAUAGCUGGUGA
Molecule: messenger RNA, 717 nt
Organism: Didymodactylos carnosus
Lineage: Eukaryota; Metazoa; Rotifera; Eurotatoria; Philodinida; Philodinidae
Source: the annotation of a GenBank genome assembly